ACCCCCAUGUACUUCUUCCUCAGCCACUUGGCCCUCACGGACAUCUCCUUUUCAUCUGUCACUGUCCCUAAGAUGCUGAUGUACAUGCACACUCAUGAUCAAUCCAUCCCCUAUGCAGGGUGCAUUUCCCAGAUGUAUUUUUUCUCACUUUUUGGUUGUCUUGACAAUCUCCUUCUUGCGGUGAUGGCUUAUGACAGAUAUGUGGCCAUUUGUCAGCCUCUCCAUUACACCACUGUCAUGAGGCAGGAACUAUGUGUCUCCUUAGUAGCUGGGUCCUGGGUUCUCUGUUCUAUCCUUGCCCUGUUGCACACCCUCCUCUUGGUCCAACUGUCCUUCUGUGCUGCCAAUACCAUCCCACACUUCUUCUGUGACCUUACUUCCCUCCUGAAGUUGAGCUGUUCAAACAUCUCCAUAAGUGAGCUGGUCAUCUUUAUUGUGGGAGGAACACUUUUCAUCCUGCCUUUGAGUAGUAUCUUGGGCUCUUAUAUUCACAUAGGGACUGCAGUUCUGAGGGUCUCUUUUACCAAGAGUCUCUUUAAAGUUUUUUCCACCUGUGGCUCCCACCUCUUCGUGGUGUCUUUAUAUUAUGGGACAAUUGCUAGUGUUUACUUUUUUUCCUCAUCAUGGGAAUCUAAUGACAAAGAUGUAAUUGCUUCCUUUGUGUAUGCAGUAGUUACUCCCAUGCUGAACCCCUUCAUCUACAGCCUCAGGAACAGAGACAUAAAACAGGCCUUUGAGAUAUUUGUCAAUAGGGCUAACUUCUUGAAGUGACAAUCACUAAAUCCCCACAUGGUAGUCAUGUGCGUAGUGAGAUAAUCUUUUAAAAUCAUCAUGUGAUUGGCAACUCUGUAACUUCAAAUGAAUAUGCAUUCAGUCAUCAUACAUGGUGUUAAUAUGUCAAUAAGGUCAAGUUUGUUACUUGCAUUGUUAAAUAUUCUUUAUCUUUAAUUAUAUUUUUGCUCCAUCAUCCCUUUAAAAUAUGUGGAAAACACUAUGCAAUAUAUUACACAUAAUAAUGAUUGUGGUUUUGCCCUUUUCUCCUUUUAUAUGUGUCAGCUUUUGCUUAUAUAUUUUUUAUACUAGGUUAUUGAUAACACACCAAUUUAGCAUUAUGUUCUGCACCUUGAACUGAUUCAUAUCUGUAAAAUGUGCUGAAAUUGGCUUGCACUGGCUGCAAGCUGAUUGUUAACAUCUCUUUUCAGCUCCGAAGUCAGUGACAUGAAGCUGGUGGAUUGAAAUCAGGCACAAUGGGCAUAAUUACACUAUGUAAAUUGGCAAAUGCUACAAAGCAGUACUCUCCUAUGAUGACAGGCCAUUUAUUAUUCAUUUACUAGCAUACCAUUGCAUUUAUAGUGAGGGGAGAAUUCUCUUUAGCAUUGGAUCCUACCUUCACAACUCAUUUACUUCUGAUAUUAAUAUAGAUAUACCAGCUGUCUUUCAGUUGGUGUUUACAUGGCACUUCUUUUCCAAGAUUUUAGACAUUUUUAUGUCCUUAUAGCUGUAAAGUGUGGUUUGUUAACAGUGUAAGUUGAGUUUUGUUCUUUUUAUGUAGCUUGACCAUCAUUGUAGGUCUGGAGAAUUUGAUCAAUUAACAUUUAAUAUAAUCAGAAUGUAUCUGGAUUUAUGUUUUCCAUGUUUCUAUUUGUUUUGUAAUUGAGACAACUGAUUUCAUAUUUAUUGUCACUUCUUUGUCCAUUUUAAGUAAUUAAAAAAUAUAUUUUG
Sus scrofa (pig) is the source of this 1722-nucleotide messenger RNA. The record is from RefSeq and is a predicted model, not a curated record. NCBI's taxonomy places the organism in Eukaryota, Metazoa, Chordata, Mammalia, Artiodactyla, Suidae.